AUGAAUGUGGAUUAUAUAUGCUGCAGGGACCCUGAACUCGUUAAGAAGAUUGGGGCUGCAACUGCCCUUGAAGUUAGAGCCACAGGCAUUCCAUACGUCUUUGCACCUUGCAUAGCGGUUUGUAGAGAUCCAAGAUGGGGUCGUUGUUACGAAAGCUACAGCGAAGAUCAUAAGAUUGUUCAAGCAAUGACUCAGAUCAUACCUGGAUUACAAGGAGACAUGCCACCUAACUCUAGAAAGGGUGUUCCCUUUGUAGCACCUGGAAACAAAAAGGUUGCAGCUUGUGCAAAGCAUUAUGUGGGCGAUGGUGGGACAACCAAAGGCAUCAAUGAGAAUAACACUGUGAUAGACAGGCAUGGAUUUCUCAGCAUUCACAUGCCGGCCUACUAUAACUCAAUUAUUGAAGGUGUUGCAACCAUUAUGGUAUCUUACUCCAGCUGGAAUGGAGUCAAGAUGCAUGCCAACCGUGAUAUGGUCACCGGAUUUCUCAAGAAUACUCUCCGUUUCAGGGGUUUUGUCAUCUCAGAUUGGGAGGGUAUUGACAGAAUCACCUCACCACCUCAUGCCAACUACUCAUACUCGAUUACAGCAGGGAUCAAUGCUGGAAUUGACAUGAUCAUGGUUCCAAACAACUAUACAGAAUUCAUUGAUGGUCUAACUUUCCAAGUAAAAAAUAAAAUUAUUCCCAUGAGCAGAAUUGAUGAUGCAGUGAGGAGAAUUUUGAGGGUUAAGUUUACAAUGGGGCUAUUUGAGAAUCGGUUGGCUGAUCUCAGCCUUGUCAACCAGCUUGGCAGUCAGGAACACAGAGACUUGGCUCGGGAAGCUGUUAGGCGAUCUUUAGUGCUUCUAACGAAUGGUGAAUCUGCAGACGAGCCAUUGCUACCCCUUCCAAAGAAGACAUCAAAAAUACUUGUAGCUGGAAGUCAUGCAGACAAUCUUGGUUAUCAGUGUGGUGGUUGGACCAUUGAGUGGCAGGGAAUGAGUGGCAACAAUCUCACACAUGGUACCACAAUCCUAACUGGUAUAAAGAACACAGUUGAUCCAGAAACGAAAGUAGUGUACAAAGAGAAUCCUGAUGCCGAGUAUGUUAAGUCAAAUGGUUUCUCCUAUGCCAUUGUUGUCGUAGGAGAACCGCCAUAUGCGGAGACAUUUGGUGACAGUUUAAAUUUGACUCUCCCUGAUGCUGGCCUGAAAACCAUUACAAAUGUUUGCGGUGCUGUCAAGUGUGUUGUCGUUGUCGUCUCCGGUCGUCCUGUUGUGAUGCAACCAUAUGUUUCCCUGCUAGAUGCUCUGGUUGCGGCAUGGCUUCCGGGAAGUGAAGGCCAAGGAGUUGCUGAUGUUUUGUUUGGUGACUAUGGUUUCACCGGCAAGCUUUCUCGCACUUGGUUUAAAACCGUUGAUCAGCUACCUAUGAAUGUUGGAGAUCCACAUUAUGACCCUCUCUUCCCCUUUGGAUUUGGCCUCACAACAGCUCCCACAAAAGCCAACUAGGAAUCAUUUUGCUACUCUUCAAGGAUUUUAUGGAUAUGUAUGAGCUAAUGUAAUCGAUUUACAACCCCUUUUUACAGGUACUAAUAAUAAUACUUUUGAAUCUUGGAGGGUAUCCUCACUUAAGAGAUAUCAUUGGACCACCAUCGCUGGUCAUAAUUUUCUGCGCUAUAUAUAAGUUUAUGGUCCAAC
This is a messenger RNA of Fragaria vesca subsp. vesca, 1680 nucleotides long. RefSeq names its product lysosomal beta glucosidase-like. Gene Ontology annotation, molecular function: beta-glucosidase activity. Gene Ontology annotation, biological process: glucan catabolic process. Lineage: Eukaryota; Viridiplantae; Streptophyta; Magnoliopsida; Rosales; Rosaceae. The record is from RefSeq and is a predicted model, not a curated record. Bases 1 to 1491 code for a protein of 496 amino acids. The transcript has 7 exons.